Messenger RNA from Pecten maximus, 2067 nucleotides. RefSeq lists its product as uncharacterized. Bases 135 to 1031 code for a protein of 298 amino acids. The record is from RefSeq and is a predicted model, not a curated record. NCBI's taxonomy places the organism in Eukaryota, Metazoa, Mollusca, Bivalvia, Pectinida, Pectinidae. Gene Ontology annotation, biological process: protein phosphorylation. Gene Ontology annotation, molecular function: protein serine/threonine kinase activity; ATP binding. The transcript is spliced from 2 exons.
AAUUUCCGCAUUGUUAAAUAUAGAUGCAUUGCACUUGUGUUUUACAUUUAAAUUCUGGUUUCUUAUAUCAGAGCUUAUAGUUUCUCUGAGUACUUCGCCGAGACACUACGACACAUAUAUUAAAUCAAGUCAUAAUGGGAAAUCAAAUUGGAGCGUUACUUUUUCAAAACGAAACAUGCAAUUCUGAGUCAGGACAGUGGGCUGUUUUUCACUUCCGACCAUCAACGUCCGGUCAGCGACUCGUAGGCUUCAAGGGUAUUACAACCGAAUACAUGGCGGGCAAUCAGCUGGUCAAAGUUUUCAAGCAGAAAACUGAUAAUGACUGGAACUCGUCCCAUCGACGAAGCUCGAGUUACAUUGAAAACAAAGAAAUCGCCCAGAAGUACUUAAGGAAAUAUGAAGGGAAUAGUAUAACCUUCUUGGAACUUCAUGCGGCAGAGAUGGAUCGGAUAGCUGUCUUUUCGCGACACAUCCGUUCUAGCAACAAACGUCAUAAACUCCGUCUCAGUGAAGAUGACGUUGUAGUUUUCGAAAGACACCUCGGGAAACAUUUCGAAACAUUUAUUAAACGUGACGGUACCGUGAACGGAAACUGUUGUGCUGAACUACAGGAGUUCGUUCAUUUCGUUUACAACGAGUCGAAAGGACAAGAAAUUGUGACAGGUUUAAAAGGAGUGAUGACCAAACAAGGUCAAAAGUUCAAACUUACGUCACCGGCAAUGAACUCGGUUUCCAAGAAAUAUGGACCCGACGAUUUAGGGGAAAAGGCAAUGCUCAACUUUUUUACCUCACAUGUUUGCACUGACGUUUGUUCGCAAUGGCCCAAACCUACUAUUCUUCAUCCAUUCGACAAUUUAGAGACAACUAUCAAAACCCAGAACUUCAUUACGGCUACCACAGAUAUGCCAUUCAGAAAUGAUGACAAGCCGCCUGUUUAUGAUUCAAAAUGGCGUGUCGAUUUCGAGAACUCGAGAACAUUUUCCAGUCAAAUGGAACCAACCGCACCACCAUCUUAUGACUUAAUUACCUGAAUAAUCUGCACUUUCGGUAAACUAAAGCAAUCCCUGCUAGUUGCUUGAUACACUACCCACUGUAAUCAAUGAGCAACACUGCUUACACCUUCCGAGUGAAAGCUUCACGUGAAACUCUCGAAAGUUCUUGAGGAGUGCCGAUUAACCUAGUCUGCAGUUUCGUUUUAGUAACAUUUAUCAUUGUUAUCUUGACCAUAUUUCACAUAUCGGAUUACCACAAUCUAUAUAUGAAGAUUUCGUCAUGUUUAUGACAACAUAGGUUAUAUGAAGAAACUGACUCAAAAGGGUUUUUGAUUGAUAUAUAAAACAGUACUUCCUGCAAUAGUCACAACCGUAUACCAUUUUGUGUGGAAAUAAAGUGAUCAGCUUCAACGAUCAUUUGCUUAUGAGUUGAUGUAUUGUUAAAUAGGGUACAUCACAAUCUUAGUUCACUAUUAAGGACUAAACAAACUGCUGAUAAUUAGUAGACUAUGUAUACUUGAACUACCACUUUAGGACCUUAAGAUAAACUCAUCACAGAUAUUUGAUUUCAACAAAUCAGAUAAUAAUAUUUGAAUAAUAGCACAACAUUGUAUUUUUAGGAACACAUUAACAGUACAAGAACACCUGAUUUGUCAUACUAUCAGGACCGUCUCUAUGCAAAUUGUGACAACUGGGCUAUCGUUACUGGCUAGUCUAGAUGUAUAUCUACCGCCUGUUGACAGAAUAAUGGCACCAUCUUUUGGUCGGGUUCAAUUUCAAUUUCAACAAAUUUUAUUGACAUGGAUGGAAAGUCAAUAGGAUUAGACAUCAGGCAUAGCCUAUCUAAGUCUUCUCCUUAACAACAGGUGGUAAGAAAUACAGACAAAUAUAAUGUAUAUGUACACAUUAAUAUAUUACAAAAUGACUUAAGGGGAAGUAACUCCUUGAGGUUGAUGGACUUAUUCAAUGUUGUUUAGGAGAGUAACCCUUUGACUAAGGGUACUUAAUUUUAUAUACUGGUUUAUUAUAUUAUCAGUUAAUAAUAGAAAGCAAUAAAAUAUUAAUAUUCAUAUAA